Molecule: messenger RNA, 408 nt
Organism: Paramecium tetraurelia
Lineage: Eukaryota; Ciliophora; Oligohymenophorea; Peniculida; Parameciidae
Exons: 1
Biological process (GO): proton motive force-driven ATP synthesis
Molecular function (GO): ADP binding; proton-transporting ATP synthase activity, rotational mechanism; ATP binding
Source: RefSeq, a predicted model, not a curated record
AUGUAAACAGGAUUGAAGGCUGUUGAUUGUUUGGUUCCAAUUGGAAGAGGACAAAGAGAAUUGAUUAUUGGUGAUAGAUAAACAGGAAAGACAGCUAUUGCCAUUGAUACAAUCAUCAACUAAAAACCAAAUUUUGAUUCUGGUGACAAGAAUAAAUAAUUAUAUUGCAUUUACGUUGCUAUUGGUUAAAAGAGAUCAACUGUUGCUAACUUGGUCAAGAUUCUCACCUAAGCUGGUGCUAUGAAAUACACAAUCGUGGUUGCAGCCACAGCCUCAGAAGCUGCUCCACUUUAAUAUUUAGCACCAUAUUCUGGAUGUGCUAUCGGAGAAUAUUUCAGAGACAAUGGAAUGCAUGCUCUUAUUAUUUAUUGACGAUCUUUUCUAAAUAAGCCGUUGCUUAUAGAUAAA